CUAUACAGAUGUGCAAAAUAUAAAUAUAAUAUCGAGGCCACUUCGUGCUGACACCGCCCACCAGGUUGCGGAAGAAAAGGCGAAGAUCCCAUCUUAGCUAUGUGCGAUGUCCAGAUGACAUUACUGAGCCUAAGGCUGAUGCAAAUGAGAGGCAUUCACUGUACCAAACACCCACUCAAGUGCACAUUCAGCCCGGACGGACGAUACAUCCUUUCUGGCUCUGAGGAUGGCAAGCUGUACUUGUGGGACGUCGAAACCAGUGCUAUGUUCACGCUUGACCAGAUUUGCACAGGCAAACAGGCCAUCCAUUCUGUGACAUGGAACAACAGACAUCACAUGUUUGCUUUGGGACCUUUUGGGACUCUGACACCCAUCCUAAUCUGCAUAGCAAAAGACCAGGGGAUAAUACUUCCUGCCCAGAAGACCUCUUCGGCAGUUGCCGCUCCAAGAAUCCCUCAGUUCAGCACAAUGCCUUCUGCAAUGCAAGAACCUCCCAAGAUUCCAGAGAAGCUUACACCAAGGCGGGUGGGGGAGAUGCUGGCAAGACUACGGGCUGGGCAGAAAGAUAAGGAGGUUAAAGCGGGUGAAACAGGCCAGCAAAAAUCCUUCUCAUCAAGCACUGAGCAUAAAAUCACAACCUAUGUGAAAGCCGACUCGGAGAAUGACAGAAAGGGCACCCAUCAGCCAGAGGGCAUUGAACAUGAAGAAGGCAUUAGAAAGGAAGGAGAAGUUUCUGUUAAGGAAGGGGCAAAUGGGGAAACAGGGAGGAGGAAAGACACAUUCACGAAGGGCAUUCCUGAUGACCAGGCAGCGAAAGAAGGCACCAUGAAGCAGGCAAGCAAACUGAAACGACAAGGGGAGCAUGAAUCUAGUAGUGGAGACAGAAGCAAAAGCAGCACCCAAAAUAUGAGAAAGGGUGACAGUACCACAAGCAGACGCAGGACUGUGACCAAGGCUAGCAAUAGCGAGCACAAAGGAAGGGAAGAGGGAAGCAGAAGUAGAACCCGCCGCAAGAGCCGAGGCAGAAGCAGAAGCAGAAGCGCAGGCAGAAGCAGAAGCAAAGCAAAGGACCCAACCAAGAAAGCUCGCCAAUGGGAUUCUGCCAGCAGUCCAGAAGUUGCAAGCACUGGUGUGAAGGACAAUAGGAGCACAAAGAAGACUGAUACCAGCAAGGGAACCAGUAGACUGACAAAAGACAGCUUUACCGAGGUCCCAAGUGAAAAGGAUGGGAGUGUUGCAAAAGAACAUAAAAAGGUUGGGAAGAAAGCCCAGAGAAAGAAAAUCGUAGAGAAUGGUGCAAGCUCACGCAGAGAGGAUAUCCACAAAGCUGAUCACUCCGAUUUGAUACAGAACCCGGUUGAUACAGCUGCAAAGGUUUCACCUCGCACACUGGUCCAGCGGGAAACCACAUCCAAAACGGUUAUGGUAAGGAAACGGCCAUAUGAAAAUGAUGGCAAACAUAAACCGGAGGUGAAAAAGUCCGAAGAACAGGAUCAUGACAAGAGAAAAGACCGCCUCGUUGACGUGGACAAAAGGGAUGAGUUGACGAAGGCAGAUACCACAGGGACCAUGAACAAGAAGCAGGAGGAGCAGGUAGUGAUGGAAACUCCUGUCCCAGCGGCUAAGAGUUUCUCAGCGAAAAGUUCAGAGACAAAACCAACCUCCAGCACUGACGCGGAACAUGAAACGAAAACCGGAAAGAAAAAGGUGAAGGACGUGGGGUCCAGUGAGGAUUAUGAACAAGGCGAGGAAGUGCUUGCGGGUGAGAAGAGCAUUCACUUUGUAACUCAUUCCAAAAUGAAGAAGCCGCAAAGCAUUGGUACAGGAUUCACGCCUAGGCAGGGGGUGAGCAGUGGGAGGCCACCGGAGGAAACUUCAGAUAUCAAGCAGGGUAUGAAUGUCAGCGGGAGGGCAGGUGAGGAGGGUGGGCUCAUAGUCGCAUCAUUGGAAAGCACAAGGCUGCAAACUCCGCAACCACAGAGUCGUCGCCCACAACUGGCACCAGUUGUGCCCAAUUGGACCAGCAGCACUAUCAAACCUCAUGAGAGAGAGGCUCUCCUGUUCCGCACAAGGAAAGUGGGAACAGAGCUGGGAAGUCUACAGGAAGACCGAACCAGCAAAGACAUCAGGUGGUUUCCCGAGGCAGCAACCUUCGUGGUGACGCCUGAGGGGCCAGAACCCAGGGAGACAUUGAAUGACACCCUCACGGUGGAGGAAGUGUGGCAGGAAGCUCCUGCAGGCACAAUGGAAAAUCCGUUUGCAAAUUGAUCUCUGACAGAAGGCGAGCAUGAAGUGGCUGGAUCAUCAGUCUUUGCAAUGGACACAACAAUGGUAAGAGAAACUGAGAUUUCCUCAACCUUUCCCUUCCCCCUUCUUACUCUACAUGCAUGUCAUCAACCAUGGCAGCAUGUGCGCAUAUGCCAAGCACUGCCUAGUAGGAAAAUAAAUUAAAUAAUACUAU
Chara braunii is the source of this 2461-nucleotide messenger RNA. NCBI's taxonomy places the organism in Eukaryota, Viridiplantae, Streptophyta, Charophyceae, Charales, Characeae. The record is from the annotation of a GenBank genome assembly.